UGUUUAAAGAAGAAAUAUGUUCUUAGGGUCAGAAAGUUCAGACCGACGUAUUGAUCGAGUAAAAAGUGAACGCUCCCCCUUGCUUUCAAUCCUUUCACCAACCCCGAAAAGAUUAACAAAGUAUAUUGUGUUGCUAUGUUUCACCAAAUGUUUUAAGGCUGUGGGACUUUUUGAAUCAUAUGAUCUCCUAAAAGCAGUUCACAUUGUUCAAUUCAUUUUUAUAUUAAAACUUGGGGCUGCAUUUUUUAUGGUUUUGUUUCAAAAGCCAUUUUCUUCUGGAAAACCUAUUACCAAACACCAGUGGAUCAAAAUAUUUAAACAUGCCAUUGCUGGAUGUAUUAUUUCACUUCUGUGGUUUUUUGGCCUUACCCUUUGUGGACCACUAAGGACUCUGCUGCUAUUUGAACACAGUGAUAUUGUUGUAAUUUCCCUGCUCAGUGUUCUGUUCACUAGUUCUGGAGGAGGACCAGCAAAGACAAGAGGGGCUGCUUUCUUCAUUAUUGCUGUGAUCUGCUUACUGCUUUUCGACAAUGACGACCUCAUGGCUAAAAUGGCUGAACACCCUGAAGGGCAUCAUGACAGUGCUCUCACUCACAUGCUCUACACAGCCAUUGCUUUCUUAGGUGUGGCAGAUCACAAGGGUGGAGUUUUGUUGUUAGUACUGGCUUUGUGCUGUAAAGUUGGUUUUCACACAGCUUCCAGAAAGCUCUCUCUAGAUGUUGGUGGACCCAAGCGUCUUCAGGCUUUAUCCCAUCUUGUUUCUGUGCUUCUCCUGUGCCCAUGGGUUAUCGUUCUUUCUGUGACAACUGAGAGUAAAGUUGAAUCUUGGUUUUCUCUCAUAAUGCCUUUUACCACGGUGAUCUUUUUUGUUAUGAUCCUGGACUUCUAUGUGGAUUCCGUUUGUUCCACCAAAAUGGACGUUUCCAAAUGUGCCCGCUAUGGAUCCUUCCCCGUUUUCAUUAGUGCUCUCCUUUUUGGGAAUUUUUGGACACACCCCCUCACAGACCAGCUUCGAUCUAUGAACAGGCCAGCACACCAGGAGACCACCGAGCAUGUCCUGUCUGGAGGAGUGGUAGUGAGUGCUAUAUUCUUCAUUUUGUCUGCCAAUAUCCUAUCAUCUCCCUCUAAGAGAGGACAGAAAGGUACCCUUAUUGGAUAUUCCCCUGAAGGAACACCUCUUUAUAACUCCAUGGGCGAUGCUCUCCAGCAUAGCUCUCAAUCCAUCCCUAGGUUUAUUAAAGAAUCACUGAAACAAAUUCUUGAGGAGAGUGAUUCUAGGCAGAUCUUUUACUUCUUGUGCUUGAAUAUGCUUUUUACCUUUGUGGAAUUGUUCUAUGGCAUGCUGACCAAUAGUCUGGGUCUGAUCUCCGAUGGGUUUCACAUGCUCUUUGACUGCUCUGCUUUGGUCAUGGGACUUUUUGCUGCCCUGAUGAGUCGAUGGAAAGCAACUCGGAUUUUCUCCUUUGGGUAUGGCCGAAUAGAAAUUCUCUCUGGAUUCAUUAAUGGACUUUUUCUAAUGGUAAUAGCUCUUUUUGUCUUCAUGGAAUCUGUGGCUAGAUUGAUUGAUCCUCCAGAAUUAGACACACACAUGUUAACACCCGUUUCCAUUGGAGGGCUGCUCGUAAACCUCAUUGGUAUCUGUGCCUUCAGCCAUGCCCACAGUCACAGCCACGGAGCUUCUCAAGGAAGCUGUCACUUGUCCGAUCACAGCCAUUCCCACCACGCGCACGCGCACGGACACACUGACCAUGGGCACGGGCACAGUCAUGGAUCUGCACGUGGAGGCAUGAAUGCAAACAUGAGGGGUGUGUUUCUACAUGUUUUGGCAGACACACUUGGCAGUAUUGGUGUGAUCGUAUCCACGAUUCUGAUAGAGCAGUUUGGAUGGUUCAUUGCUGAUCCCCUCUGUUCUCUCUUUAUUGCUAUAUUAAUAUUUCUUAGUGUUAUCCCACUGAUUAAAGAUGCCUGUCAGGUCCUACUUCUGAGACUGCCACCUGAAUAUGAAAAAGAGAUACAUAUUGCUUUAGAAAAGAUACAGAAAAUUGAAGGCUUAAUAUCAUACCGAGACCCUCACUUUUGGCGUCAUUCUGCCAAUGUUGUGGCAGGAACAGUUCAUAUACAGGUGACGUCCGAUGUGCUGGAACAAAGAAUAGUACAGCAGGUUACAGGAAUACUUAAAGAUGCUGGAGUAAAUAAUUUAACGGUGCAGGUGGAAAAAGAGGCAUACUUUCAGCAUAUGUCUGGCCUGAGUACUGGGUUUCAUGAUGUUCUGGCUAUGACAAAACAAAUGGAGUCCAUGAACUGCUACAAAGAUGGUACUUACAUCAUGUGAGAACUCAAUAAAUACCUCUGGGGAAUGAACAGUGGAGAUUAAAUGAUCACAGUAUUUAUGGUAUUGCCAGCAGGAAGAAAAUUGCACAUAAUUGUACAGAAGCAUUUUACCGUAUUUGAAUUUUUUUUAACUCCUUUUUGGAUCAAAGACUCUCCUAAAGGUGUUUACAUGCAGAAUGAAGCAAUGAUUGUACAAAUAACAUAAUUAUUAUUUGAAUUAUGUGUAUAAAUGGAAUCUUAAAAUUUGAACAAGCAUAAUGUAUCACAUCAUCUUAGAAAAUGAACAACUAAUGAUGGAUCUAGUGAAGACUUUGUGUAUUGACUUUAUGUUCAGAAAGCAUUUCCAGUGUAAAUAUGUAUGUACAUGUUUAUUACAGAGACCCAAUGAAAAAGUGAUUUUUUAAGUCCAUUUUUGCAUAGCCUAUGGAUAAGAUAGAAAUAAACAUUCUAUAUUUAUGAAUUUUCUGUACAUAAAACUGGUUUCUAAUUCCAACUUUUAAGUCUAUAAGUGCAAUCUGUGUUGCCAUUUUAAAUGUAUACUAAAUUAUUUGGGAGAAGCUUCCCCACUGGUAUAAAUCAAGCAGUGAGAAUAGGGAAGUGUAACAUUAAAUUUUUGAUGUUUACAAAACCACUCUGCAAAAUAAAUUUUUUACUUUUGGUAAUAAUUUUCAAACGAGUGAUUUAUUAGGGCACAGAAUUUUUACUGAGGUUGUCCACGUUACCCCUUCACUGUCUCCCUUCAGAGAAAGAGGACUUCCUUUCUCAGAUCUCGUGCCCCAAGCUGCUGAUCAGGUUGAUGACCAAACAAUGCUAGGCUUUUCGCUUCUCCAGUUAGCUCCACAUACUGUAGAGCAGCUAGUUGAGAAAAUUCAAAAUAAUUGUGAACUCAGAGGAGAAUUCGCUACCUUUGGAUAUGCUUUUUAUUCCCUUCUGUUUCUGGAACAUGUGAAUGCAUAAGUAAAGAAUAGGUGGUGGUUUUAAGGUCUAAAAAGUAAAAUCUGCCCAUAAACACUUGGAACACCAUGAAAUCAAAAUAUCCUAUUACUACUUUGUAUAUGAAUAUCUAGUUUGUAUUUUUUAUUUCCACUGUAAAUCAUGUACAGUCUAAAAAGGCUUUACAGUAAAUAGCUUUUAUGAACACCAAAGAAUAUCCAAAAAUCUUUUGAAUAGCUAUCUUUCUAUUUAUAAGCAUAUGAAUACUACCAUUCUUAUACUAGAAAUUUUGAUAGGAUGAAUUAAUAUUGUGGGGACUAUUUUCUUACCUAUAUCAUAAUGGCAAGUAUAUUGUAAAUCAUAUUUUUGUCUUUGCAGUUUUAAUAAUGUGAAGGGUUUUAGAAAUUUGUAAAAGGUUAUUUUGAGAUUCCUUCUCUUUGCCCAUUUUUCGGUCCAGAAUCUUCGAUACAUACUAAAACUUUUGAGUGGUGAAAAAAUAAUCACAUAUUGAUAUAUUUUAAGUUGACAGAUACAAGGAAUACAGCACCAUAGUAAAGUUGUUAUAUAAACAUCAGGAAGCUAAAUUGUGAUUUCAGAGGUGUAGGUAUCAGGGUGAGUGAUGAGUUGGAGCUUAAAGCAAUGCAAGUGGAAGGCAGGGACAUUUCUGCAAUGAGAGACCCAGGGUACUGGUUCCCGCUCAUACAAAGCAUGUGGCCUUAGGCAAGUCAGCAUCUCUAGUUGGUUGUCUUUUCUUCCCUUCAUAUGUGAAACCAAUAUAAAAUCUGCCCAACUCUGCUUCACAUGAUAUUGAAGAACCAAAGGGAAUUAAUGUAUGUGAAAAUAAAGGGUUAAAUAAAGGUGAGGAAUUAUUGUUUCAAGGCUGA
Messenger RNA from Echinops telfairi (small Madagascar hedgehog), 4148 nucleotides. RefSeq names its product solute carrier family 30 member 5 (gene SLC30A5). Gene Ontology annotation, molecular function: zinc ion transmembrane transporter activity. NCBI's taxonomy places the organism in Eukaryota, Metazoa, Chordata, Mammalia, Afrosoricida, Tenrecidae. The record is from RefSeq and is a predicted model, not a curated record. The coding region runs from base 17 to 2332 and encodes 771 amino acids. Gene Ontology annotation, biological process: intracellular zinc ion homeostasis; zinc ion transport; transmembrane transport. Gene Ontology annotation, cellular component: membrane; Golgi apparatus. The transcript is spliced from 16 exons.